Suillus fuscotomentosus is the source of this 504-nucleotide messenger RNA. RefSeq lists its product as uncharacterized. The record is from RefSeq and is a predicted model, not a curated record. The transcript is spliced from 5 exons. The coding region runs from base 1 to 504 and encodes 167 amino acids. Lineage: Eukaryota; Fungi; Basidiomycota; Agaricomycetes; Boletales; Suillaceae.
AUGCGUACCAUAGCAACCCCGAAGAACGCCACUUACUGGAGAUCUACCAGAGGCCCCGAAGGCAUUACCAGGUUCAUCCUAGUCGGACCCAUUAAACCAGGCGGGGUUGCCAGGUGCUGGUUGCCAGAAAGUUCGGGCUGCAAAGGAAAGGUCUGGGGCAAUAGCGGGGAAGGCCCAGCAGCCGAGCUUGGAGAACUACUCAAGAAACCAGUGAACUUUCCUGUGAUGGGCCUCCACCAUAGCGAAGUCGUCAAGGAAUACAAACUUGCAUGCGCCAAAGCCCUCGGUGAACUAGAAACCUACAGUCCCCUUUCAUACAGGAGCAGCCCUCAAACCCUUUUCACUCGUUUCAGACAACUUGAAAAAAUCUUCAAAGAAAUCCCCAAUUCAGGCAUCAAAGUCAUCAUUGCAGGCUCAUCCAUCAUCAACUUCGCCCUACACUACCUCAGUUGCUUCAAUAUCACUGUUCUCAAGGUCCACUCAAAUUUGACCUUCACUGUGUAG